UCGCCAUAUCAGACCGGCCGCAUUGGGAAUAAGUAAGUCACCAACGCCAUCGCAUGAGCCAUCGCACCAGCUUCUGCGCCCCGUCGCCACCGUUAUUGCACCACUCCAUCACCCUCGCCAAUAGCCUCCGUGGCACAUCGCUGUUGAACCACCCCGUCGCCCGCGCCAGUAGCCUCCGCGUCGCGUCGCCGUCGAGCCCGCCCAUUGCCCACGCGAGAAACGCGAGAACGCAUCCCCCCGCGACAAAGAGACUCCAGAAGAGAACCCACAUCCACCACGUUCGGCGCUGGCGCCGCCGAAACCUCUCCCACGCGCGUACAUGUUGCUCGUCGUUGGAGAUGCGAGGCGGGCAUAAUGGCGGGCGCUGGCGAUGGCCGCCAUGAUUGCUGCGGCUAUGGCUGUUGCCCGCAUUCGCAGUGGCAGGCUUGCGGCCCCACCAGAUACCGAACGAUAGCUUUCCGUCUAGCCAGGCCAUGAUGGAACGGUUGUGGGAUGAGGUAUACUUGCGGUUGGGCCGUUGCAGAUGCAGAAGGGUAUAUGCGGAAAGCUGGAAUGCGGGAGGUGAGCACAAGCACGACGCACCAAGAAGCACCUGGAAGGCGACAAAGCUUUCACGAAUGGCUCCAAACCGCCCGCUUUUGUUUCCCUGUCAAGCAACAGGUCACCGGCUGCAGGCCCCCGGCCUUUUCACUUCCGCCGCACCAUCAUUCACCCGCCGGUUCCCCUCCCAUCGCUCUAUUUCUUCGCUCAGGCUCCAACCCCCCAUCUCCUCACAACUCGGGCGAGAGCGUUGAGGGCCACCGUCGAUCGCAACCCACGCCCAGCACACCACGCAACGCCGACAUCCUCCAGAGCAUCAUGUCGUGGCGGUCCUGGUUGUGGCCCUUCUCAUCACCAGCCCUCUCUGCCGUCGAGCGCAAUACCAUCAUCGCCGAGUAUUCCGAGCGCAUUACCCAGAGCCAACACGCCCUCGCUUCCGCACAAACCGCUUGGAACCGCGCUCGAAAAGAGGCUGGCGAUGCCUCCGAAGCGGGCAACGAUACCCAGGCCAAGUCCAUCCUGGCAGCCGCACAGGAGCACAAAGCCGCCAUCCUCACCCAGACACGCAUCCACGGCGUCCUAACGGCUACGCGCGAACAGCUAGCCGUGCAGCGCGACAAAGCCGAGAUCGAAGAGACGAUAAAGCAGGCGAACAAGACGCUUCGAGAGUGGAAUGUCGCAGCGAGUCUGGCAAAUACACCACAGGAGGUCGGAGAAUUUGGCGAAACCCUUGCAGUGGCGCGCGGCUUGCAGACCCAGUUCGAGAGGGAGUUCGAACAGCUAGGACUGGGCUCUGGGGACCGGCGAGAUUCGCUUGACAGGGAGUUAGACGAUAUUCGGUCGGAGCGGGUGGUGGAGAGGCUUGCGGACCCGGCGAUGCGGGUGCCAAAGGAGACCGGGGAGCGGGACCUGGCUAGGUUGACGGCGGAGGUCGACGGGGCAUGGGAGGAGCAUCGCGAAGAGAGGAGGGAGGGUUGAAAGUGGUGGGAAUGGAGAAUAGUCGUGAGUGACUGGGUGGGUGUUGAGAGUCUGUGCAGGGGCCCGGAACAGAUUAAGGCGGUUGGCAAAGGUCUUCACUUUCGCCUGCAUUCAGGCUUCCGGCCCCGCUCCAGAGUAUGUAGGUUCAUCUCAAGGAUUGCCACCGUAGUAGAGCACCACGAACAAUUCACCACCUG
Messenger RNA from Trematosphaeria pertusa, 1715 nucleotides. RefSeq lists its product as uncharacterized. The transcript has a single exon. The record is from RefSeq and is a predicted model, not a curated record. Bases 493 to 1518 code for a protein of 341 amino acids. Lineage: Eukaryota; Fungi; Ascomycota; Dothideomycetes; Pleosporales; Trematosphaeriaceae.